GGAGCAGGAGCCAGGCAAGAAAGUAGCAGAAAGUGAGGCUGGCAGGCGGCAGCAGAGGCAGGAAGUCUGUGCCGGAGAGCAGUAGAAAUUAGAGCCAGGGAGGGACCGCGGCGGCGGCAGCCAAGGCGAAAGAGGAAACUGCCGAAGAGGAAGCUCUGCGGCAGCCCGAGCCUCCCUGAGAUCCGCAAUCUCCAGCUCUGCAUCCCCGCGCCUCGCAUCCCCUUGCGCCCGCGCCCCGCUGCCGGCGCCCCCUCCCCAGCGCACCCCCGGCCGCCUCACAGCACUAGUCUGCCAUGGCCCGGGAGAACGGCGAAAGCAGCUCUUCCUGGAAAAAGCAAGCGGAAGACAUCAAGAAGAUCUUUGAGUUCAAGGAGACCCUCGGAACUGGAGCCUUUUCUGAAGUGGUUUUAGCUGAAGAGAAAGCAACUGGGAAACUCUUCGCUGUGAAGUGCAUCCCGAAGAAGGCGCUGAAGGGCAAAGAGAGCAGCAUCGAGAAUGAGAUCGCGGUUCUUAGAAAGAUCAAGCAUGAAAACAUUGUUGCCCUGGAGGACAUUUACGAGAGCCCCAAUCACCUGUACCUGGUCAUGCAACUUGUGUCUGGUGGAGAACUCUUUGAUCGGAUAGUGGAGAAGGGAUUUUACACAGAGAAGGAUGCCAGCACUCUCAUCCGCCAGGUCCUGGAUGCUGUCUACUAUCUCCACAGAAUGGGCAUUGUCCACAGGGACCUCAAGCCUGAAAAUCUUUUGUACUACAGUCAAGACGAGGAGUCCAAAAUAAUGAUCAGUGACUUUGGCCUGUCAAAAAUGGAGGGCAAAGGAGAUGUGAUGUCCACGGCCUGCGGGACCCCAGGCUAUGUUGCUCCCGAAGUUCUCGCCCAGAAACCGUACAGCAAAGCCGUCGACUGCUGGUCCAUUGGGGUGAUCGCCUAUAUCUUGCUCUGUGGUUACCCUCCUUUUUAUGACGAAAAUGACUCGAAGCUGUUUGAACAGAUCCUCAAGGCAGAAUAUGAGUUUGACUCCCCCUACUGGGAUGACAUCUCUGACUCUGCCAAAGACUUUAUUCGGAAUCUGAUGGAGAAAGACCCAAAUAAAAGAUACACCUGUGAGCAGGCAGCUCGACACCCAUGGAUUGCUGGAGACACAGCCCUCAGCAAAAACAUUCACGAGUCCGUCAGCGCUCAGAUCCGGAAGAAUUUUGCAAAGAGCAAAUGGAGACAAGCGUUUAAUGCCACAGCUGUCGUGAGACAUAUGCGGAGGCUACAGCUCGGCAGCAGCCUGGACAGUUCAAAUGCAAGUGUCUCAAGCAACCUCAGUUUGGCCAGCCAAAAAGAUUGUCUGGCACCUUCCACGCUCUGUAGUUUCCUUUCUUCUACGUCGGGGGUCGCAGGAGUCGGAGCUGAGAGGAGACCCAGGCCCACCACUGUGACAACAGGGCACACUGGAAGCAAGUGACCCGGCUCUGGAGGUGGGACUCAGAGGGCGGGGCCGGGGAAGGAGACGCCCUAGGCCGGAGCAGCUCCAGCAUCGAAACCCCACCCACCCUGCAUGGUGCACCUGCAUAGGACUGGAAGACAGAAGUUUUUUAUGGCCAUAUUUUAUACUGCAAUUCUGAUGUGUUCAUUUCUCACGAACUGUACUGACUCAAGGGGAGCUGACGUCACAGGAUCUGGUGCUGUAUAUAUGAAUCUUGCAAAGCUCUAACUGAAUGGACCUUCUCGCUCCUCCCCCUACUUCACCACUAAUGCUCUCUCAGUGUAGGCAGCCAUCUAGGGUGUAUUUUUUCAUGAAAAAAAAAAAAAAAAGGUUUCAACUGGAUUAUUUAAGUAUUGGUAAAUGUCAUGCAUUAGGAUUGGUUUAUUUUCCUUUUUGAGAUGUCUUUUUGAUCUCUAUCGGUUAGUUACAUGACUUUUAUCAUUCGCUCUUUAACAGUGGCUUUACAUUAACCUUUAAGGGAUCAUUUUUCCCUCCAAGAGGAGUUAAAGGGUAUAUUUUUUAAUUCUAAAAGGAUCAAGAAUCUGUCUCUGUGGCUGAGAGUGCACUUUACUAUACUUCUUUCACCCUCUAUCCCUUCCUCCAGAGGUCACCAGAGCCACUGGGCUGGGCUGGCUUCUCUCCAGGCGGCUUUUGGCAGGGAACCUGCAGAAGACCUUGCCAGCAGCUACCACCC
This is a messenger RNA of Acomys russatus (golden spiny mouse), 2166 nucleotides long. It is a transcript of the gene Camk1d, whose product is annotated as calcium/calmodulin dependent protein kinase ID. NCBI's taxonomy places the organism in Eukaryota, Metazoa, Chordata, Mammalia, Rodentia, Muridae. The transcript is spliced from 11 exons. Gene Ontology annotation, molecular function: calmodulin binding; ATP binding; calcium/calmodulin-dependent protein kinase activity. Bases 294 to 1451 code for a protein of 385 amino acids. Gene Ontology annotation, biological process: peptidyl-serine phosphorylation. The record is from RefSeq and is a predicted model, not a curated record. Gene Ontology annotation, cellular component: intracellular anatomical structure.